Molecule: messenger RNA, 1188 nt
Organism: Helianthus annuus (common sunflower)
Lineage: Eukaryota; Viridiplantae; Streptophyta; Magnoliopsida; Asterales; Asteraceae
Exons: 8
Coding region: 448-1026 (192 amino acids)
Source: RefSeq, a predicted model, not a curated record
CAAGCCCCGAAUCUCCUCUUUGUUUUGUGUCAACACAACUCACAAACAAACAAGAACACAAAACUGGCCUAGCAAAACUCCCAUUUUUCCCACAAGUUAAAUUAAAUUACCCAUUUGGAUAAUUCAUAUCCUUGAAACCCUAAUUUAAACCCAUCAUCUUCACCAUUUUUCUGCUCUACUCACACAGCUUUGCACCUGUAAUCCCUGCCUCAUCUUUAUCUUCUGUUAAGUUCAUUGAAUAUAGACGGUUUGUUGCAUAUAUUAUCAAGCUGAUUUGAAAGAUUUAAUGCUGGUAUCUGAAUAGAUCUUCAUGCUGAUUUGAAAGAUUUGAUGCUGGUUUCUGCAUAGAUCUUCAUGGUGAUUUGAACUUUUGAAGCAUUUGAUGCUGGUUUUAGCACCGAUCUUUAUAUAUAAAGAUUGAAGCAUUGGUGUAUUAUUAUUAUAUUUAUGGAUAAGUUACAGUGGGGAAAUAGAAAGAGGCUGAGAUGUGUAAAAGUGAAAGAAUCAGAUGGAAAUGGAAUUGUUGUGCAGAAAAAAAUCACUUCUCAACGUGUUGAUCGGAGGGUUGUAAAUGAACAAGAUUCUCAUCAUCAUUCUCUUCAUUCUUCAUCUUCUCAAAGUCUCAACAGGAAGGCGAUGUCAGCAUUAUCGUCACCCGAAAAGGAAGAUCGAUAUUACACGACACGCGGAUCAACCGGUGUCGGGUUUGACGAGAGUAGCAGCAGCAAGAAAGCGUUAACAAUGGAGCCGAAGAAAGAGAGUAAAAAGACCGUUUGGCCCCGACUGUACACUACAUUAUCAAGCAAAGAGAAAGAAGAAGACUUUAUGGCCAUGAAAGGGUGUAAACUACCUCAAAGACCUAAAAAAAGAGCCAAAACCAUUCAAAGAACCUUGCUUUUGGUAAGUCCAGGUGCAUGGUUAUCUGAUCUAUGUCAAGAAAGAUAUGAAGUUAGAGAGAAGAAGACUUCAAAGAAGAGGCCCAGAGGAUUAAAGGCAAUGGGAAGCAUUGAAAGUGAUUCAGAAUGAGAUUUGGGAUAAAAGAUAUUGAAUUUGAUUGGUUUUUUUAAGGGGUUGGUAAAAGUUUGAAUGAGAAAACUCUAAUCUUUGAGUUUUGGAUAAAUUUGUUUGGUUAUUUUAAUAUUGUGUUAAUUUAAUAUUCGCUUUAAUAAAUUGUAAUUAAUAUUUUGA